AUGAACACACCGAAUCAUCCUGUGCAGACCGAGAAGAAUCAUGCUACGAAGGCAGAGAAGACUCUGAAGAAGCACACCGCAGGUAAACUCAUGCCAUAUUCGACGGAGCUACAACGGCAGAAGAGAGCUGAACUCCGGGAGCUUCGAGUACAAGCAGAAGAACUGGAGGACCAACUCGCCGAGUUGCAGAUAAUACGCCAGGUACACGUGAACAACGUGUCGUUAGGAAGUCAUGGACAAAACACGGUUUACUGGCGGAGCAUGGCUGUCGUUGCCUGUGAGCAGCGAAAACCGCAGAGCUGGGACUUUCUGUUCAAGAGACUGAAGAGUUACUGUGGAAGUCCGUCCACCACUACGACUCGCAAGAACACUGUCAACGCCGUCGGAUACUACGGAAGCGUGAUCCGAGAAUUCUACAAGCUGGAAGCCACUGCCGUCACACAGGCCAAAACGCAAGUACAGAAGACGAUACUCGACUUGGUUGGUAACCGCAUGAGAAUCAUCACUCAGUUCAUGCAAGAAACGCCAUAA
Molecule: messenger RNA, 531 nt
Organism: Phytophthora nicotianae INRA-310
Lineage: Eukaryota; Oomycota; Peronosporomycetes; Peronosporales; Peronosporaceae
Exons: 4
Coding region: 1-531 (176 amino acids)
Source: RefSeq, a predicted model, not a curated record